Molecule: messenger RNA, 2052 nt
Organism: Dermacentor albipictus
Lineage: Eukaryota; Metazoa; Arthropoda; Arachnida; Ixodida; Ixodidae
Product: CRISP/Allergen/PR-1-like
Cellular component (GO): extracellular region
Source: RefSeq, a predicted model, not a curated record
UGAUGCUGGGUCGUCGGAGGAUUUCUGGUUGCUCAGCUGACGUCCUUGGCCUCAUGUCGAGCCGUUUUGUUUCGACGCUGGUGCUGCUGCUGUCAUCGCCGCACUCACUGGAGCGGUGCCGCGCCGAGUGCAGACCCGAGUACCGGAAGCUGUCCGAGGCCGGCGUCACGCACACGGCAUGCAAGGCACCCAACCUGCGCUGCCGCAUCCUCGAGCGGGGCCUGAGAGGCGGCGAGGCCGAGGAGAUCCUGCGAUUGCACAAUACCUAUCGCAGUCAGAUGGCACUAGGCUUGGUGCCAGGAUUCAAGCCAGCCGCCAACAUGCACCAGUUGUUCUGGGACGCCGAACUGGCCGAGGUUGCACAAGCUCACGCUGACCAGUGCUCGGAGAAGCGCUACGCGGAACACGACAAGAAGCAGGCGAGAGCGACAGCGAGAUUUCCCCGCGUCGGCCAAAAUGUUGGCUGGCGUGGUGAGAACCGGAAUCGCAGUAGCGCUACCUGGAGCCAGCGUGUGAAGAACUGGUUCGACGAGUACAAGGGCUACCCGCCCGAAGGCAUCGCAAGCUUCAAGGUCAUCCGCGGACCACCCAGAACGGGUCACUUCACUCAGCUCAUGUGGGGCGAGACCCGGUUCGUCGGCUGCGGCUACACAUUCUACACGCUGGAGAACGACGACAACCCUAAGAGAUACCAGACCACGCAAGUAUGCAACUACGGACCAAGGGGCAACAUUCUCACCGAGCCGGUCUACAGCGAAGGGCAGCCGUGUAGUUCUUGUUUCGACGAAGGCUUCUGCAACCAGACGACAGGACUGUGCACGGUCACGUCUUAAUAAUGGAGAAGCUCAUCACGCAUCCGACAUCGCAAGACAUUCGCAAAGGCAGUACACAGGUCAAAGAGCCAGCUUCCUCCAUUUGGGAGAACAAUUUCAGUGAUGCCAAGCAACAAUUGAACACAUUACUGAUAGCUUGCACACGUGUUAACUCCGUCUGAGACAUCGGCAUUCGUUUGAGGAAAGUCUUCUCACUAGGCGUCUAUGCCUCAUCGCGAAAAAGCUUCAUUCGAUCAAAAAAGACGCCUCCAUUUCCUCAAGGAAUGGACUAUACGACAACCGAUAGCUCUGCCGAAAUGGAAUCAUGCUAGGGUUUGUUAGAGGACGCCUGGAAAGCGAUCAAAAGUAUCUGAAGAAGCUGGCCUACAGCAACUCUACAACCGGCCUCUAAACAAGUUAGAGGCACUUGAGGGACUUGGUAUCACAGGUGAUACCAGGAUCAGAAACUCAACCGUAGGCUCCGCGAACUCACCGCGCACUCAACCGGGAUAUCGAGCACUGUGCGCAUCAGCUCACCAGUUAGCAAUGGCAUGCUGUAUGCGAAAGUAUGCAACGGCAACCUAACCUCCACAAAACCUGUAAUAUCCUCUGGCAUCUCCUCGAUGAUCACGUCCAGUAUUACAACACGAAGGCAGCAUCUUCAGAAAACACUACAUGUGGCCCCGGGCUCCAACGAUCAAUUAUUACGGGACCUAUCCGCCAAGUACAUUAGCACACAAAAACCUAAACAACAACCGCCCUACACAGUCCAGGGCAGCGCUGAGAUUGCAACGCCCCGUUACCCUUUCCCCGUUGCUUAACGCCCCAUUACCCUUCCGGAACUACAGGCUGUGCUUAGCACCUUAAGCCCCAACUCCGCCCCCAGGGACCACUGUACAACUAAUCGGCUUCCUUGGAAUACGCACGGCGGCUCACUCGUGACCCUCCUGCAUCACAUCAGCUCCAUCAACUCAUCACAUCAACUCUUGCCCCGUCACUUUAUCAUCACAUAUCUACCCCGAUGCUUUUACACCGAGCUGCAAAACAUACCACGUGCCACGCGCGGAUCUCGAUAUCUGGGCAUGCCCCGCAGUACGACGCACCACCAAUCACGGCACCGAUCCUACAUUUAGAAUUACUACGCCUGAGCAGUGGGCGGCCAUGCUGCUCAGCGAAUGCACGGAGGAUCAAACCUGGGUAGUCCGGCUGGCUGGCAACGCCACCAAGACUCAAGGUCCGA